Molecule: messenger RNA, 1368 nt
Organism: Armigeres subalbatus
Lineage: Eukaryota; Metazoa; Arthropoda; Insecta; Diptera; Culicidae
Exons: 1
Coding region: 1-1368 (455 amino acids)
Biological process (GO): DNA integration
Molecular function (GO): nucleic acid binding
Source: RefSeq, a predicted model, not a curated record
AUGCGUAGAAGGGCAGCCCAGCGGUUAGUUAAAAGGGUUCAGCAGCAGCAUUUCGUUUCCGAAUACCGACGUCUGGCCGACAACCAACAAGUAGACCGCCGAUCCAAGCUUAGAUUUCUCCACCCGCGUCUGGUUGAUGGUCUUAUUCGUCUUGGCGGCCGGCUACACAAUGCGCACAUUGCGGUAGAUGUGAAGCACCCUAUUGUCCUGCCACCAAAACAUCGGCUCACCAUCCUUAUAGCCAGGCAGACGCACCUUAAAACGCAUCACGGUGGACCUGAACUAGUGUUACCCACGCUUCGCCGAAGAUUUUGGCCUCUUGGCGGCCGGAAUCUGGUCCGUAAGAUUUACCAUGAUUGCUUCACCUGCACAAGAAUGAGACCAUCCCCUCUGCAGCAGUUGAUGGGUGAUCUUCCCGCUGUACGAGUGCAUCAAGCGUACCCGUUCCAAAACGUUGGAAUCGACUACGCGGGGCCUGUUUACGUUCGAACAGCGAACACCCGACGAACCGUACUGGUUAAGGGAUACAUCGCAGUAUUUGUCUGCCUCGUUACAAAGGCCGUUCAUUUGGAACUGGUCGACAGCCUCACAACGGAAGCAUUCAUUGCAUGUCUACGUCGGUUCAUCGGUCGUCGUGGCAAGCCCUCCAACGUCUACUGCGAUAACGCGCAGACAUUCGUCGGUGCUCACCGAGAGUUGGAAGAACUUCGACGCAGAUUCGUGACCCAGCAACACCGAGAAGCAGUAAGCAAUACAUUCGCUGAAGAUGGAGUUCACUUCCACUUCAUCCCUCCACGGUCUCCUAAUUUUGGAGGAAUAUGGGAAGCCUGCGUGAAGUCCACCAAGAAUCUGCUCCGUAAGAUAAUUGGAAACGCACACUUCACUGAGUCGGAGUUCAGUACUGCGUUGAUCCAAGUCGAAGCUCAGCUAAACUCGCGGCCAAUUACACCGUUACCGAACAGUCCGGAUGAUCAACUUGCCCUUACACCGGGACAUUUCUUGGCGGGUAGACCACUGAAUGCAGCCCCGGAGCCUGACCUAUCUGAGGUUCCAGAGAAUCGACUAUCCAGAUGGCGAAGGGUGCAGAAAGUGACACGCCAAUUUUGGAACCGUUGGCAUAGCGAGUACUUGCUAACGCUGCAGAAACGCUACCGUUGGACAGAAGAACUGGACAACGUCAUGGUUGGAUCGAUCGUUGCACUCAGGACGAGAAGCUCCCGCCGCAGAAGUGGUCACUUGGUCGGAUUUUGGCAAUUAGACCUGGCCACGAUGGUCUGGUUCGAGUGGCAACAGUACGCACAAGCUUCGGGACGUCAGAUCGUGCAAUAUCUAAGUUGUGUCUACUUCCAACGGAAAUUGAUCCGGUGA